This is a messenger RNA of Rasamsonia emersonii CBS 393.64, 1818 nucleotides long. Its product is annotated as xylose transporter. Gene Ontology annotation, molecular function: carbohydrate:proton symporter activity. Gene Ontology annotation, biological process: carbohydrate transport; transmembrane transport. The coding region runs from base 1 to 1818 and encodes 605 amino acids. Lineage: Eukaryota; Fungi; Ascomycota; Eurotiomycetes; Eurotiales; Trichocomaceae. The record is from RefSeq and is a predicted model, not a curated record. The transcript is spliced from 6 exons. Gene Ontology annotation, cellular component: membrane.
AUGACAUGCCUCGCGUCCAUUCUCGGGAAGAUCCACCUGCGCCCGCCGGCCGGUGUGCCUGGCUCUGCGGUGCCCGCCAUCCUGGUCGGGCAUUUCGUUGCGUUGGGAGGGAUUCUCUUUGGAUAUGAUACCGGCAACAUCAAUGGCAUCUUGGCCAUGCAGCAAUGGAAAGACAGCUUCUCGACCGGCUACAUCAACCCCAUCACCGGACUGCCCGACAUCACCGCCGGCCAGAAAUCCUUGAUCGUCUCCAUCCUCUCGGCUGGCACCUUCUUUGGCGCGCUCUUCGCCGCCCCGGCUGCCGACAGGAUCGGCCGACGAUGGGGUCUCAUCGCGGCGAACGCUGUCUUCAUCCUGGGCGUCACGCUGCAGACAGCGGCGUCGGCCAUUCCGCUGUUCGUCGUCGGUCGAUUUCUUGCCGGGUAUGGAGUUGGGAUGCUAUCUACCCUGAUCCCGCUCUACCAAUCCGAGACUGCACCGAAAUGGAUCCGAGGCUUUAUCGUCGGCGCAUAUCAGUUUGCUAUUACUGUUGGGCUGUUCCUCGCGGCGAUCGUGGACAACGCGACCAAGGACCGGAAUGACACGGGGUCGUACCGGAUCCCGCUCGCGGUGCAGGCCGCCUGGUCUCUGCUUCUGAUGGCCGGGAUGAUCACUCUCCCGGAGACGCCUCGCUAUCUCAUCAAGCGAAACCGCCUAGAUGCGGCGGCUCGGUCACUGGCCAGGCUGCGACGACUUCCAGUCAACAGUCCUCAUCUGGCUGAAUUAGCAGACAUCGCCCAGCACCACGAGCGGGAGCUCAACCUGGGCGGCAACACCUACCUCGACUGCUUCCGGGGGAACCUGGGCAAGCGCCUCGCCACGGGUUGUCUCCUGCAGGCAUUCCAGCAGCUGACCGGGGUGAAUUUCAUCUUCUACUACGGGACCUCGUUCUUCCAGACGGCGGGGAUGCGCAACGCGUUCACCAUCACGGUGAUCACCAACGUCGUCAACAUGGCCUCCACGAUCCCGGGACUGUGGAUGGUCGAGAAAUGGGGUCGUCGCCCUCUCCUCCUGUUCGGGGGUACGGGGAUGGCCAUCUGCCAGCUGAUCGUCGCAUCGGUGGGCACGGCGCUGAAGGAGGAUCCCGUCGCCAACAAAGCGUCGGUGGCCUUUCUGUGUAUGUACAUCUUCUUCUUCGCCUGCUCGUGGGGGCCCGUGGUAUGGGUCGUUCCCGGCGAGAUCUACACGCUGAAAGUGCGUGCCAAGGCGCUGUCCAUGUCGACAGCGUCCAACUGGCUGGUCAACUGGGGGCUGGCGUACGCGAUCCCGUACAUGAUCGACGCGGGGCCGGGGAACCUGAACCUGCAGGCGAAGGUAUUCUUCAUCUGGGGCGGAUGCUGCGUGGUGGCGAGCGUGUUCGUGUGGUUCAUGGUGUACGAGACGAAGGGGCUGUCACUGGAGCAGGUAGACGAGCUGUACGCAGCGGUGAGCAAGGCGUGGGAAUCGAAGCAUUUCGUGCCGCGACCGCAGUCCUACACGGGACGGCCUCGGACGUGGUCAUCCAACAAGUCGCGCCUGACAACGACGGGCUACACCUGCCACGUAGAGGCAAUGCACUCGCCCACGCCAGACGACGACCGCAACAGGCGGGUAAUGGUCGGGAAGGCCUCGCAUCGCUUUGACUAUGACGAUCAGCGGCCGUUUCGAUUCGAUGAUCGACGGGCAUUUCCGUACGAGGAUCGACCUGGGAGGAAAGCAAAGAAAACAUUGGAAGCCAAGGAUAGUAACUAUUCUAUUAUUAUUGCCAAGUUAAUUCUAGUUAGCUCCUCUGAUGAAUGA